Messenger RNA from Drosophila erecta, 665 nucleotides. RefSeq lists its product as uncharacterized. The transcript has 2 exons. The record is from RefSeq and is a predicted model, not a curated record. NCBI's taxonomy places the organism in Eukaryota, Metazoa, Arthropoda, Insecta, Diptera, Drosophilidae. The coding region runs from base 279 to 431 and encodes 50 amino acids.
CUAAAUUGUACAUUUUCUUCGACAUCAAUACAGAUAAAUUACGGCUGAAAGUAAAUAAAAACCUAUGAGAGAUCAUAGCCACGCCGAUUCAGCUGUUUUGGGUUUUUUAUACAGCUCCCGGGGGUUCACUUUUGGUAAAAACCAAGCUGAUAAGGGAGAAUAUGAUGUCACGGCAGUCGAAGUGGAAAUAUUUAAUCAAGAGGCAUUCCAGCCGCAGCCUCAGUGUUAAUUGAACUCUCAGCUGAGAAACAAAACCUCCGGAUUAUAUAGCUUUCAAAAUGAUAUACUUCCAAUUCAGUUGGCUUCUAGUGGUUCUACUCUUCAUUUCAUCGCAAAAUGCCUGCGCAGCUCGAAAACGAAAGGGAAAACCGAAAUUUUCGCUUCCCAAAAUCAACAUAAAUAUCCACCAUAACAAUAUUCACAUCGGCUAAAAGUGGGUUCACUUAUUUACAUCUUAGAGUAGUUGCUGUUGCAUAAUAUUAUAUUAUUGUAGUUAUAUGUUUCGCCAUUAUAUGGUUGCUUUAAAAGUUUACUUAUAGAACGUACUCGAAUUAUAUUUAAAAUUAAUUCAUUUCCAUACAUACUCAUGUUGUUUGAGAUAAGAACGAUUUGAGAUUCCUUAGUCUAUGUUAUAAAUAAAAACGAUUUCAAACAUGUCUCAUUUC